AUGUCUCUCGUGCAGCAUGUCUCUCAAUUGGUAGGCCAGGAUCGAGACGAGGCGUUAGUCGACCUCUUCCUUCCCCCGCUAGAGCGAGCAGAGUCCAUCGCGCGUUCCGAACGCCGUCUUUCCCUCGGCAGCGGCUUCGACAGCACAAAGUCGAUACGCCGCCUUGCGAGUUACGACUUCUUGAAGAAGCCCGAAGAUACAGUCGAAGAUUAUGGCGGUGUGACCCAGUACACUGUUCCCACGGCGAAGCGUAUUGCUCAGGUAAUCACAACAGUAGUCGCCUGUUGGUUCGCAAGUGGCAUAGUCUUCGGAUUCGCCGCACUCAAGCCCAUUCUGAUCCAGGAGGGCGUCUACCAAGACUUAUGCACACCGGAAGAGUUGGAGAAAGGUGUCCAAGUAUGCUUCGAGCAAGAUCUGCGACUCAACUUCUUCUUCUCGCUUGCCUCUACAACCGCCAAUCUCUCUGCACUACCCGUGGGCGCCUUGCUUGAUCGCUAUGGUCCGAAACUAUGUUUUCUUCUGGGAUGUGCUUGUCUCGCUGCCGGCAGCAUCCUCAUGAGCCUUGCUUUCCAGAUUGAUGAAUUUGACGGAUACACCAUCGGUAACUUCUUCCUUGCGCUUGGGGGUAACUUCAUCUUUCUGCCUUCUUUCCAGAUCGCAAAUGCCUUUCCCAAAUAUGCAGGCACUAUCGUCGCACUAGUGACGGGUGCUUUUGACGCUUCGGCAGCCAUUUUCUUGAUUGCACGAUUGAUCUACGAUGCUACCGACCGUGCCUUCAAACCGCAGCACUUCUUCCUUGCUUACCUCUUAGUGCCUGUUGCGAUCCUCCUUGCACAGCUGACUUUCCUACCCACUGAGAGCUACAAGACUCCAGGACAGCUGCAGCAGAAAUUGGAUCACGCUGAAGAUGCAAUGCGCGAUGUCCAUUCCUCAGACGACGAGCUGUCCGACGAUGAGAUUUGGAGACGCCGCAAGAUGCGAAGCACUCGGCGUAGGCGGCGACAGCAAAAGCUUGACAAGCUUGUCGGUUCUCCUGACCGGCGAAGGAGGCGCGAAGAAAAAGAAGAGCAUCGGCAAGAUGCCGCUGGUGUCUGGGGUGCUCUGCACAACAAGCCUGCCAAUGAGCAGAUGAUGACCCCGUGGUUCUACCUCCUCACGCUUCUCACGGUCCUACAGAUGAUCCGAAUGAACUACUUCAUUGCCACUGUCAGAGAACAAUAUCUCUACAUGCUGGGGUCUAUCGAGCUCGCAACCCGUAUCAACGAUUUCUUUGACUGGGCCCUUCCCAUUGGUGGCGUCAUCAGCACGCCGUUCCUUGGCAUGCUGCUUGACAACGUAAGCGUGCCUGGCGUGCUGCUUCUCAUCUUAGUCAUUAUCACAGUCAUCGGCAUCGUAGGCUCGGUAGCUGCACUAUGGGCAGGUUAUGUUAACGUCAUACUGUUCGUUGCUCUCCGCCCUCUAUACUAUUCCGCCAUGUCCGAUUACGCCACCAAGGUCUUUGGCUAUGCCACCUUUGGCCGCGUUUACGGGACUAUUAUUUUCUUUUCGGGCAUCAUCAACCUUUCACAGACAGGCAUCGCCGCUUUGACAAAGACAGCUUUCCAUGGAAAUCCUGUGCCAGUCAACGUCUUCUUGGCUGUUGCUGCGUUCGUUGUCGGAGUAGCGCUGGUCACCUAUGUCACUGUGCAGACUUAUCGCAUGCAGAAGGUGUUGCAAGAUGAAGACGCCAUCACUGUGACCAAUACUGAAGCCGACAGCAUAAUGGAAAGCUUACUCGAAGAGGAUGAGCCGCAGCAAGGUUACGGCAGCAUUUCCCAGCCACGCCAAUCUUGGGAGUACUAG
This is a messenger RNA of Didymosphaeria variabile, 1842 nucleotides long. RefSeq lists its product as uncharacterized. Gene Ontology annotation, molecular function: transmembrane transporter activity. Lineage: Eukaryota; Fungi; Ascomycota; Dothideomycetes; Pleosporales; Didymosphaeriaceae. The coding region runs from base 1 to 1842 and encodes 613 amino acids. The record is from RefSeq and is a predicted model, not a curated record. Gene Ontology annotation, biological process: transmembrane transport. The transcript is spliced from 3 exons. Gene Ontology annotation, cellular component: fungal-type vacuole membrane.